Messenger RNA from Portunus trituberculatus (swimming crab), 1974 nucleotides. RefSeq names its product homeobox protein Nkx-3.1-like. Lineage: Eukaryota; Metazoa; Arthropoda; Malacostraca; Decapoda; Portunidae. Gene Ontology annotation, molecular function: DNA binding; DNA-binding transcription factor activity, RNA polymerase II-specific. The record is from RefSeq and is a predicted model, not a curated record. Gene Ontology annotation, biological process: regulation of DNA-templated transcription. The transcript has 3 exons. The coding region runs from base 194 to 1297 and encodes 367 amino acids.
UAACCAGUCGACCAGUUGGCACAUCUUCAUCGGCGGCGCCGGACCCGAGUGAUUACUCUCCGCCUGAUGCGGCCAGCAUCAGUCUGUCGGUGACCAGCGCGAGGACCGGAGCAGUGGCCGAGUGGGCGGCGAGCAGCUGUGCGAGACUGAGUGAGCACCGCGCGAGGCAGGUCCGGCCGGCCAGUGCGGGGCGAUGGAGAUCCGGGUGGAGUGCGUGGCCGGGAUGGAGGAAGGCGACUCGCCCGCCUCGCCCCGCGGGGAGCGGCCGCCCAGCCCCUGCGAGAGCGAGAUCAGCGUGGGCUGUGAGGGCGAGGCGCGCCAGGCCCAGCCCUCCCCCAUGGACAUGACCACCCACGCCGACACUUCUACUGAGGAUGAGGAAACGGAACCUCGGUCGCCCUCCACCUCAAGGGGGGCGCCGUCCCCUACGUUAUCCUCGGGUUCCCUCCACACAGAGUCAUUCACCUACCUCUCCGACGACGAGUACUUCAGGCCGCUCAAGAGGCUGGCCAUGUCCGGCACCUCCCCGCCACCCUCUAGAGAACCACUUUCGCCCCAGCGGGACCAGGAGCCUAAGGCCUCUUCUCCGUCGCCUUCACCGGAGCCAGAGGAGCCCCAGGAGCCGCAAGAGGCCGGGGCACUGGCUGGUCGGGGCGAGAUGGCGGGAGGCGACCAGAAGCAGGCGGCAGGGCUUCGCUCCUUCUCUAUACUAGACAUUCUCUCCUACAAACCAUCCCGCCGAAAGUCCUCCAUCCCCGUGAAGAUCGUACGGCCGUGGGACACGCGGGAGGAGGCGGCGCCCGAGCCUCACGCCAAGCCUGCAAGCCAGAGCGAGAAGAAGGGCGGCGCCAACGACAAGGGCAGCGCGCUGGACGCCCUCUUCAAGAUGACCAACAAGACACUCGACAACCUCAACAAGGACGAGAAGACAGAUGCCGUCAAUCUCUUCAACAACAGGCAGCCGCCUAAGAAGAAGAGAAAGAGCCGCACCGCCUUCACCAACCACCAGAUCUUUGAGUUGGAGAAGCGGUUCCUCUACCAGAAGUACCUUUCGCCCGCUGACAGGGACGAGCUGGCGCAGAGCCUCGGCCUGAGUAAUGCGCAGGUGAUCACGUGGUUCCAGAACAGACGGGCGAAACUGAAGCGGGACAUGGAGGAGCUGAAGCGGGACGUGGAGUGUACUAAGGUGAUCUCUUCGAACAAAUCCCUCCUGGAGGCGGCGUCAGUCAACGUGGCGGCGCUACUGAAGGUUAAGGACUUCCCCAGGAUACCCAUCACGUCCCUGCCGCAGCAAUAGGGUCACGCCCAUCCCGUUGCCAACCCUGAAGAUGUCCUGGCGCGCCUAGGGAUCCGCUCCGCUGCGUUCCCAGGGGUUCCGCGUCGCAUAGCAGGGGACGACGGGAGGGAGAAGGCGCCCAUACGUCUGGUGUUUCCUUCCGUGAGCGAUAACUGACAUAGGACAAGGUCGUCUACCGAAUAACACCCCGUCAAGAGAGAGAAACGCUUAGUAACCCGCAGUGGACGGUCUUAAGUACGGAACACGAAAAGAGUGUCUGUUACGUCAGUGUUUGUGUCCUUUCAUGUACUGGGCGAGGUGGAGACAGACUGACGGGUGUGUGUGUGCUGCGUCUGUCCUUUCGCCUUUCAGUAAAUGGACGCAGUGAGGCUGAAGGAGAGUUAAAUGUGAAGCAUGGUCGGAGUGAAAGCUGUGUCUCUCCGCCAUGGGACAAAUCGCAGCGGUGAAAGUACUCAAGGAAAAGUACCGCACGUAAAACAAGGCGAAGUGAUGGAAGGUACACGGGCAAUUAUGAUGAUGCACGGCGAGUAUAAGGACAGCAGGAAGACGCGUCGGAAAUGAGUUGAGUCAAUAUUAGUGAAAGACAAACAUGAUAAUGAAGAAGGAUGGAGGAUACUUGUGUUAUUAUGUCUGUAUGUAAAUUCAGAGAAAGAAAAAUAUCACACACAACACACACA